Messenger RNA from Cercopithifilaria johnstoni, 1443 nucleotides. The record is from the annotation of a GenBank genome assembly. NCBI's taxonomy places the organism in Eukaryota, Metazoa, Nematoda, Chromadorea, Rhabditida, Onchocercidae.
AUGUUGGCUAAUUGUUGGAUAAUUUUGUUAGGGCUUCAUGCCAUCGGGGCAUUUGAGGAUUACGAAAAUAAGUUCGAAGAUAGUGAUCUUGUUACGGAAAAACAUGAUGGGGAUUUGUUAUCAUUAGCGACAGAAGAAUACAACAAAAACUCCAAUGAUAAGUACUGGUGGAUUCCAGUGGAAGUAUUGAAUGCCGGUGUUACUGAUGAUAAAGGAUUGUUUUUGUGGGUUAAACUUGUAAUGGCUCCUUCGAAUUGCAUAAAAAUUGCCUAUGCUAACUAUAAUAAUAAACAUUGCAAAGCGAAAAAAACAACUGAUUUGAAGGCUUGUACAUUUAAAAUAGUUAAAAAAAUAUGGAUAAUAUCAGAGGGUGUUAAGCUUGAUACAUGCUCUGAUUAUGUUUCACCCGAACAACUAAACGAAACGAUCAGCUUUACACCAGAUGUAGUGGAAACGAAUUCAUCAAGAUCAGUGCUUGAUUCGGUAGAAUGGAUGAAACCAGAAAUGAUGACGCUAUGGAGAAAUUUCGUAAAUUUCAUGAAAACAUUCAAGCGAGAAUAUUCUUCGGUAGCGGAACAAUUAGAACGUUUCAAAAUAUACAUACAAAAUAUGCAUUUCGCACAGAAGUUGCAGUAUGAUGAGAAAGGAACAGCAAUUUAUGGUGUAACCCAAUUUAGCGAUAUGACACCCGAAGAAUUUCAGAAAAAAAUGCUACCAAGCGUGUGGUGGGAUAGUGUAAAAUCCAAACAUACUGAAUUAGAUUUUAAUUUAAAUAAUUUUAAUCUCUCAUUCAAUAAUCUACCAACGAAAUUCGAUUGGCGCACAAAAGGAGUUGUUACGCCAGUAAAAAAUCAAGGUUCCUGUGGUAGUUGUUGGGCUUUUUCGGUUACUGGCAAUAUUGAAGGUCUUUGGGCUAUUAAAACAGGUGAGUUGAUAUCGCUCUCCGAACAAGAAUUGAUUGAUUGUGAUAUUAUUGAUAAUGGAUGCAACGGAGGAUUACCAAUCAAUGCUUUCCGAGAAAUAAAGCGAAUGGGUGGUUUGGAACCGGAAGAUAAAUAUCCAUAUAAGGGGAAAAAUGAAACGUGUCAUUUGGUUCGAAGAAAUAUUGCUGUUAGUAUUGAUGAUGGCGUAGAAAUUCCGCGUAAUGAGACUGUGAUGAAAGCAUGGAUUGCGCAACGUGGGCCUAUUUCUGUUGGAAUUGAUGCGGAAUUACUGGCAUAUUAUAAAGGUGGUAUUCUUCAUCCAACCCGAUCACGCUGUCCACCGUCGAGGAUUAAUCAUGGAGUGCUGAUCACCGGCUAUGAUGUUGAAAAUGGUCGACCCUAUUGGAUAAUCAAAAAUAGCUGGGGUGAGCAGUGGGGUGAAGAUGGCUACUUUCGUUUGAUGCGCGGCAAGGAUGUUUGUGGCGUUAGGGAUUUGGCGUCAUCUGCAAUCAUUUAUUGA